Molecule: messenger RNA, 1590 nt
Organism: Rotaria socialis
Lineage: Eukaryota; Metazoa; Rotifera; Eurotatoria; Philodinida; Philodinidae
Source: the annotation of a GenBank genome assembly
AUGCCCAUUAAUUGUUCAACACUUAUUCAACGUAAACAGAAUAUUCUCCAUAAAAAUUUACGAGCCAGUAGUGAAGGCAAACUUCAGAAUGUUGUUAAUGAAACUACUGCCGAAUUACGCACGGGCGGUACUCAAAAGCCUUCUACUUAUUCGUCUUCGGCCAAUAAUGUAACUGGAGCUUCUAGAGAAUCAUCAGCCAUUCGUCGUUCACAUUUAUUUACAAAUAAUCGUGUUCAACCAGCUCCUGAAUAUAGUAAUGGAGCACAUUUACCAUCGAUUCGAGAUGUAUCCGGUUCUGUUGAACGACAAAUUCAAUCCUACGAUACUCUGUAUACUCCUCGUUCUAAAACGCAUUUAGCAGGUGGAAGUCCAAAAAGUAUGAGUCGCCCUGCAUCAGCAUCGAUUUCAUCUCUCUAUAAUACAAUCGCGAAACGAUCCACAGAAAAUUUUAUGAGUUACAACGGUGAAAUCGAAGAAUUAAUAUUACCAUUUAGUCGUCAAUCACGACGAUUAGGUCAUGAAAAUAAUAAACAUCCAUUGAAUGUCAAUCACACAAUGACAAAAGAAACAGUGAUACCUCAGAAGCAUGUAGUUGAUACAGGAACUGAUACUCGGUAUCCAUCAAGUCCACGGGAUAACAGUCAACAACAACGUGGACUAACUCCAUCAAAUAGACUUCGUUCGUCUAUACCAAACGCACAAGUUGAAAUACCUCAUAUCAAUGAAACAUUCACAAAAGAACGACCAAGUGCUGGUCAACUUUAUCAACGACGUAUACAUAAUAAUGUUAAAGCACCAUUUAAACAAAAAAUAGAUAAAUAUCGUCGUCGUUCAGAAGAAGCAACACAGGCUAUGAAUGGAAAUACUCUACUGAUAGCAUCGAAUGCUGGUCUAUCCGCUACAACACCAGCAUUGGCUAACAUAUCAUCGACGAAUACAAGACCACCACCAUCUCCAGUACCAGUUCGUCGUGCUACAUCAGAUGGUGAAAUUCAAGCUCGUCUUGACGUACUUCGUUUAUCCAUGAAUUCAAAUAUUGCUCAAACCGAACAACAACAACAGCAGCAGCAGCAGCAGAAUAGUUCACGUAAUCGUCUUAAAUCUCCAUAUUUAUAUACUACACAUCAACAAUUAGUUCCGCCAGGAACUCCUCAGACAAGUGGUACAGGUCUUCGUCGUAAUCAAAUGAACUCUACUAGUACACAUUCCCAACAUCGUCAAAAUAAUGGUAUAAACUAUCGUCGAUUGCAUCAAUCCUCUGUAAAACAAUCAGCAACCAAUAAUCCAGGAAAUCUUUAUUUAGCCUUUAUAGCAUCACGUCAUUUAUCAACAUUAGAGGAUGCACCGUUAGAUCAUGAUAUAGAUCAUUCAAAAUUAUUGCGUAUAUUUAGUUGGCUUAAAAAUAUCGAAGAAUAUCGACAUCAACAAUUAGAUCACGAUAAACUACUCAUUGAACAAGAUCAACGUAUGAAAGAACACAAAGAUGAUUUAUCAUUAUAUUCCGAAAUACAAUUUGCUGUUGAUGAUCUACCAGCAAAUACAACGGGAAAACCGUCUGAGAAAAUUGCGACUAUGGAAUUUGAUAACUAA